CAAGCUCCAUCAGGCUUUAUCCUACUUCUUCCUUUGGUGAAUCAGAGUCACUUAAACUUGCAAAAAGAUGACAGAUCUCUUAAGAAGUCUUGUCACCAUCAUUGAUAUUUUCUACAAAUACACUGAGCAAGAUGGAGAAUGUGGCACAUUGAGCAAGGAUGAGCUAAAGGAACUUCUAGAGAAAGAAUUUCAUCCAAUUCUAAAGAACCCAGAUGAUCCAGAAACAGUGGAUGUCAUUAUGCAAAUGCUGGAUCGAGAUCAUGACCAAAGACUAGACUUAAUUGAAUUUCUUCCAAUGGUAUUCAAGCUAGUUAUGGCCUGCAACAAUGUUCUCAGCAAAGAAUACUGCAAAGCUUCAGAGUCAAAAAAGCGUAAGCAUGGUCAUCAGCAAGAAGAAGAAAGUGAAACAGAAGAGGAAGAAGAGACACCAAGACAGAAAUCAGGUUAUAGACGUUCCAGUUGGCAAGAGGGAGAGGAACAUGGUUAUAGUUCUGGGGGCUCCAGGGGAACUGCAAAACAUAGACAUGGGUCAAACUGCAGGAGACUGGAAAGACAAGGUGAAAUGUCCAUCUCAGAGGGAUCUGAGACAAGUCACCAUGAGUCUAGCUAUGGUCAUUCCUGGAGUAGUGGCGAAGAGAGACGUGGUUCAAGCUCUGGAAGGCUGGAAGAAAGAAGCAAGUCACAUGGUAGACUCUAUAGGGAAUCUGGUGAGGAACAGGAAGCUAGAGCUGAGUCAAAGAGCCCAGAAAAGAAACAUCAUGGUUCUCUGUCACAUGGACUAGGGAUGAAAGGACAUGAACCAUACUCUACUCGGACAAGAAAGAGUGAAGGACAAACACUUGUAUCUAUCUCAACAGAUUUGGGAGGCAGCAAAGAACAAGGUCAUGCAUGUGGAUAUAACAAUUCCAGUGGAUGUAGAAGACCACAAAAUGCUUCUAGUUCUUGUCACACAAGUAGAUCUUGCAGUCAAGAAAAUCAAUCUAGCUAUAAACUGUCAGGUUGUCAAUCAGGAAGUAGUGGAGGUUAUAGUCAUGGAUGUAUCUCAGGAAGUCAUUCCUCUGGAUGUCCUCAGUCUGAGCCUAGCUCCUGUAGGCAUUCUUGUAGGCAGAGAGGAUAUGGAAAUAGACAAUGUAGUCAGCCACAGAACUGUGGAGGACAACAGGAAAUAAACUCAAGCCAGUCCCCUUGCUAUGGACAAAAUGGCUCUGGCAGAAGUCAGUCUUGCUGUGCACAACAUGGGCUUGGAUCAAAUCAAUCCACUGGCUAUGGUCAGUGUGGGUCCACUACUUGUCAGUCCUCUGGUUAUAGACAACAAGACUCUGGCUCAGGUCAAUCUUGUUGUGGAAAAUAUGGCUCUGAAUCGAGUCAAUCCACUGGCUAUUGUCAGUGUGGGUCCAGUUCAGGAAAAUCCUCUGGCUUUGGAAAACACUGUUCUACCUCAAGUCAGAACACUGCUUUGGGACAGUGUGAUUCAGGUCACUCUUCUGAUUGUGAACACCAACAACCAAGAGACAUCAGGCAUAAACACAUUAAUCACGGACAAUCUACACAGUCUGGUUCAGGAAAAAAAGAUAGAAGCACAGAGUCUCAGAGCAAAACCAGCAACACAGAGAAAGACUCCCAAUUCCCAAAUGGACACUCAGGAUCCCCGGAGCACCUCACUGGAUCUGCACAUGGAGAGUCAGAAUCCAGAGUUCUGCCAGGAAGACAGAGAACUGCUCACCAGCAGUCAAGAGAUAUGACCAGGCAUUCCCAGUCAGGUGAGCAACAAUUCCCUGAUUCUGCAGUGACACCAGACAGAAGAAGCAGCCAUGUUCACAGUGAGUCCAGCAGCAAUGAGGAACACUCAGAGUCCACAAACACACAAACAGGAGGCAAUAAGCACCAGGCACAAUCUUCACAUGGAGAGUCACAAUCCACAGGUCAAGGAAGACAGUACACUGCACAUCAACAAUCACAAGAUACCAGCAGACAUGGACAUAGACAAGCCACACAAUCUGGCUCACAAACAACUGGCCAAAUUGCUGGUUCUCACAGACAAGCCAGUGACACAGAGGAAUACUCGCAAGUCACACAUGGACAAUCAGGGUCCCCUCAGCACCACACUGGACCUCAACAUGGAGGGUCAGCAUCCACAGAUCAAGAAAGACAGAGAACUGCUCACCAUCAGUCAACAGACACCACCAGGCAUUCCCAGUCAGGUGAGAGACAAUCCCCUCAUUCUGCAAUGAUACCACACAGAAGAAGGCACCAUUUUCAUAGUGAGUCCAGUGUUAGUGAGGAGCGCUCCUACUCCUCAGACAGACAUGCAGAGCCUUCCCUCAACCCAGGUGAAUCUCAGCAGAAGCAUUUGGGUUCUAGUCAGGCACAUUUACCUAAUACUCACUCUCAUUCAAGAGAUAGCAUCAGAAAGCAUUCAUCUAGCCUUCACACUCAGUAUGGAUCAAAGCACAGCCAAUUCCAAAAUAAUGGCAAACAUAAACAUGGAUCACAACAAGGUUGGAGACAUGGUAGCUAUGGUUCUUCAGAGUAUGACUAUGGCCAAUCUGGAUAUGCACCUUCUCAGGCCAGCAGAACUAAUAGUCAGAAUUCUAGCUCUCUGAGAUCUCCAGACAUAUCUACAAGUACAGAAACGUCUAGCUAUGGAAAAUCCUUGUCCUUAUCUGACCAUUUUGAGUCCAACAGAAUUGAAGGAAUAAGAGAAUCAGAUUCUUUUCAUAUACUUUGUGAUACAAUUUAUUCCCACUCUCUUAACUCCUACAAUCAGUCUGAGUCCGGUAUAUCUAAAAGUGAAAGAUCUAGUCAUGGUCAGCAUUUUGUAACUGCUGAACAGUCAAGUGACCCUGAUUUUCAAUGUGAAUAUAAUAGAACCAGAAAGCAAUCAUAUACUCAUAGCCAGUCUAAUGGUGACUCUGAUCCUAGCCAUAGAGACUACAUUCCGUUUCAUGAACAUUUAGAAUCUAGAUCAAGUAGAAGACAAUCUGGUUUAAACACUAAAGAAUGGCAAGUACUUAGCCAUAGCCCAUCAAUUGCCAGUGAUGAGCUUCUGACUGACAGCAGGAACAGAAGUCAAAGAUCUAUUUCUAAUUCCUCUAUCUGGAGCCAAGAACCUGUGGAAACUGAGGAGUAUAGGUGUAAAUAUUUAUCACGUACAGCUACAUGGAAUGGGGGAAGGCAAUGGCAAAAUUUAGAAUCGAAUCCAUCUGAGUGUGUCAGAAGAUACAGUCAGCAUUUAGUUGAUAAUCAGCCAAGAGUCUCUGAGGCCAGAGGUUACUAUGGGGGUGGGAGAACUAACUCACGUUGCUUUUACUCAGAUAGCAACACUCCACUCUACAAAUAUGUCCAAGAACAAAGGCAUUAUUUCUUUGAAUAAGAAAGUAGUAGAAAACAAAAGAAUCCAUGAUAAGAACUAAUGCAAAGAAGAAGUAAGAAACAGAAAAAGAUAUGUAAUGUAAUCUUUUUCUUGGUAGUAGGGCUAUAUGUAUGUUUUUUCACAUGAACUGUAUUACUUUACUCUAUUAAUUUUUGAUGCAAGAUCUUUUCAUAGGUUUCAUAGUCACUAAACUGUUUGGAUAGAAAAUUAUGAAUGGAAGAAGAGAUCAGCAGUUGGGAUUACAUCAGAAAUAUAUGAUAAAAUGAUUAUAUGUUUACAGGUAAAAGUGAGUAUUUAAAAAUUUUCUGGAACUCAAAAUUUGGAUUUUCCUGAUUUUGUUUUAAUGGUUAUAACAAACCUAUCCAAGAAGCUAAGAGACACAGCUGAGGAGCUAAAAUUUCUUCAGUAACAUUAUAAGUUAAGUUAUAACAUUAAGUAACAUUAUAAUACAAUUUGCAGUUCCUAGAUGAAGAUUCAGAAUAUUUUCAUCAUUUUAAGUCACUACUGGAGCUCUGUACUACCACAUUUGAAUUUAUUGUCAUGCUCUCCUAGUUAUAAGAAUCAUAAAACUAUAUUGCAUUAAAACUGACAAUAAACUUUAUAAAUAUACA
This is a messenger RNA of Cavia porcellus (domestic guinea pig), 3984 nucleotides long. RefSeq names its product filaggrin-2-like. The transcript is spliced from 3 exons. NCBI's taxonomy places the organism in Eukaryota, Metazoa, Chordata, Mammalia, Rodentia, Caviidae. The record is from RefSeq and is a predicted model, not a curated record. Gene Ontology annotation, molecular function: calcium ion binding; transition metal ion binding. Gene Ontology annotation, cellular component: cornified envelope; keratohyalin granule; nucleus. Bases 68 to 3373 code for a protein of 1101 amino acids. Gene Ontology annotation, biological process: establishment of skin barrier.